Molecule: messenger RNA, 2713 nt
Organism: Melanaphis sacchari
Lineage: Eukaryota; Metazoa; Arthropoda; Insecta; Hemiptera; Aphididae
Gene: Ir93a
Product: ionotropic receptor 93a
Exons: 19
Coding region: 1-2601 (866 amino acids)
Biological process (GO): monoatomic ion transport
Cellular component (GO): membrane
Molecular function (GO): signaling receptor activity; ligand-gated monoatomic ion channel activity
Source: RefSeq, a predicted model, not a curated record
AUGAUGAUUUUAACCAAGGUAUAUAUUAUUAUUGUACAGAACAUUCUACUUAUUACGAUUUGUAAUGGUCUUAAUAUUUACAACAUUGACACUGGUCCAAGGAAUAACGACACAGUUGCUAUAGUCAUAAAUCCAAAGUUUACUACAAAUAAAAAUAAUGACAUUUGGAAUACUAUUAAUGGAUACAUUAAUAAAUUAAAGCAAGAUGUAUUUAAACAAGCUGGGGUAUCUGUCGAAAUCUAUACAAAAACGAACAUUAAACUUUCGAGAGAUAUGGUUUCGAUUUUCAUUGUAUCAUAUUGUGAAGAUGUUUGGGACUUAUACUACAAAGCUGAAUUCGAAGGAUUAAAUGGAAUACUGUACAUUUCAAUAACAGAUACUGACUGUCCGAGACUACCAACCGAUGAGGCAAUUACUAUUCCUUUGACUACCUAUCAAUCAGAACUAUCUCAAUUAAUAUUGGAUUUAAGAAUGUCAAAUGCGUUUACAUGGAGAUCAGCAAUUUUAAUGCAUGACAAUUCUAUUGGUGAUAGCAUUGUACAACAUAUUGUCACCUCAUUAACAAAGCACUAUCCAAGUAAUAUUCUAUCACCAUCUGUAGCUAUAUUUGAAAUCUAUACGCAAGGAUCUGAGUGGAAAAGGAGGAAAUUAUUUAUGGAGGAUCUUGAACAUUUUUUAAAAAUGAGUGAAAUGAAUUCAAAUUAUAUUUGCAUUGUUAGUAUUCAUUAUGUACCUUUAAUUAUAGAUGUGGCUAAAUCAUUGAAUUUAAUGACUGCUGAAAAUAGUUGGCUAAUUAUUAUUCCAGAUAUAGACUCGUCUAGAAGUAAUAUAUCAUCAUUUUCAAGUCUAUUGAGCGAAGGAGAAAAUAUAUCUUUUAUUUACAAUUCUACAAAAACAGAUUCUAAAUGUCUCGGUGGUAUCUUGUGUUUGGUGGAUGAAUUAAUGUCUGUAUUCAUAAUGGCCUUCAGUGCAUUGAUUCAACAAGAAAUAGAGUUAUCACAACGAGUAUCAGAAGAAGAAUGGGAUGAAAUUAGACCAUCGAAAAUUGAUAGGAGACAAUCGAUGGUAUCUUUCAUCAAGUUUCGUUUGAAUGAAUCCGGUAUAUGUGAAACAUGUCAAAUGUGGCACAUUGAUUCUGGUGUUACUUGGGGCCAAGAGUAUUUUGGUCAUGGAUGUUACAUUCUUCCAGUGGGUUAUUGGAAUACAAAAACUGGUUUAAAGCUAACUGAACCACUUUUCUUGCAUUUGGCGAAUGGUUUUAGAGGAAUAUCAUUACCUAUUGCUACUUUUAAUUUUCCACCUUGGCAAAUCGUAAAUUUCAAUAAAACUGGUCAUUUAAUAAGUUAUAGUGGUUUAGUUUUCGAUAUUAUCAAUCAAUUGGCAAAAACAUUAAAUUUUACUUAUAACGUCAUUGUCAUAUCUCACUCGGAUCAAAUGAAUACUACGAAAGCUCUGUUUAUGCAAAAUAAUAUAUUGGGUGAAUAUGACGCUGUGGUCUCAAAACCCAUAUGGGAUAAAAUGAUAGAUCUCGUUCGAUCUGAAAGAGUGUUCAUUGCAGCAGCUGCAUUUGCUAUAAAAGAAACGAACCAAAUAUUUAUCAACUAUACAACACACAUAAGUCUAGAGCCACAUCACAUUUUAGUGGCUAAACCAAAGGAACUAAGCCGAGCUUUGUUGUUUACUGCUCCGUUUACGUUAUUGACUUGGUUAUGCAUAGCUAUUGUGGUUGGUCUAAUGGGUCCUAUAUUGAAUGUAUUUCAUAUUCUAAGUCCAUACUAUGAAUAUCACAACAUAAGUAGAAAAGGCGGUCUUAACUCACCAUUAAAUUGUUUUUGGUAUGUUUAUGGCGCACUGUUGCAACAAGGAGGAGCCUAUUUACCUGAUGCGGAUAGUGGUCGAUUGGUAGUUGGCACCUGGUGGUUAUUCGUUUUGGUCAUCGUUACCACCUACAGUGGAAACUUAGUGGCGUAUUUGACGUUUCCUCAAAUGGAUACAAUGGUGUCUAAUGUAGCCGAUUUGAUGGCUCGUAAGGCUCAAGGGUAUUCAUGGGGAAUACCGAAAACAUCAAAUUUACAUUCAUUACUCACAUCAUUACCAGAUGAUACGAUGGUCAAAGAAUUAAUUAAAAAUGCUGAAAACCAUGAGGAGUUGUCACGGUCGGUUAUAGAAAGAGUAAGAUCUGGUAAACAUGCAUUUAUUCAUCGUCGAACCAACCUGAUGUACAUUAUGAAAGACGAUUUUCUUAAAACUAAUAGAUGUGACUUUGCUAUAGGAAAUGAAGAUUUUGCAGAGGAAAAAUUGGCAAUGAUGUUAGCAAAAGAAAGCCCUUAUCUUAGCAGAAUAAACAGAGAGAUUGAAAAAAUGCAUAAGGUUGGUCUUAUAAAUAAAUGGUUGGUGGACACUUUACCCAAAAAAGAUCAAUGUUGGACUAAUACACAAUUAGAAGUAACAAAUCAUAAAGUAAAUUUAGAUGAUAUGCAAGGAUCGUUUAUUGUUCUGUUAUUGGGUGUAUUAUCAUCAUUAGUGUCAUUUGUAUUUGAAUAUAUACUAGAAAAAUACAUAAAUCGACGUCAAAUAGUAAUAACACCAUUUAUAAACUGAUAUCGAACAACUGUAUGUUUAACAGUCUUUUUCUUUUAUUAAAAUAAAUAGAUAACAAUGGUAAUUAAUAUUCUUACAAAUAAUUAAACACAUAAAUAUACAAAUAAUUCUA